This is a messenger RNA of Fraxinus pennsylvanica, 561 nucleotides long. The record is from the annotation of a GenBank genome assembly. Lineage: Eukaryota; Viridiplantae; Streptophyta; Magnoliopsida; Lamiales; Oleaceae.
AUGACGAAUUACGGCACGAUUCCGGCUUCUUCAGCGCCAGCCACCACGGCUUCAAGAAUCGAGUAUCUAACACGAGCCAAGGAACGCAUGAAGGAAGGUCUCGGCACGCGCCGUUCAUGGCGCGAGAUGUUCGACUUCCACGCCUUCAAACUCCCGACCUCCACGGACGACGCCGUUUCUCGGUUGAAAACAAACGUCGCCUUCUUUCAGAUGAACUACGCGAUCGUAGUUCUAUUGGUUAUAUUUCUCUCCCUUAUAUCGCAUCCCAUUUCGCUCAUCGUGUUGGUGGCGAUAACGGCCGCCUGGCUGUACUUCUACUUCCUCCGAGACGAGCCGAUCGUGAUCUUCGGCAGAAUGAUUACCGAUCAAAAUGUGAUGAUUGGUUUAUCGGUUAUUACAAUCGGUCUUCUGCUGUUGACUGGCGCCACUACAAAUAUUUUGUCCUCGCUAUUGGUCGGAGUAGUGGUGGUUCUGAUUCACGCCACCGUGAGGAAAACUGACGAUCUGUGCACCGAUCCGGAGGCUGCUGGAGGCUUGUUGAGACCUUCAGCCUCCAGGUAG